Messenger RNA from Letharia columbiana, 1092 nucleotides. RefSeq lists its product as uncharacterized. Gene Ontology annotation, biological process: fatty acid catabolic process; acyl-CoA metabolic process. Gene Ontology annotation, molecular function: fatty acyl-CoA hydrolase activity. The coding region runs from base 1 to 1092 and encodes 363 amino acids. Gene Ontology annotation, cellular component: peroxisomal matrix. The record is from RefSeq and is a predicted model, not a curated record. The transcript has 5 exons. Lineage: Eukaryota; Fungi; Ascomycota; Lecanoromycetes; Lecanorales; Parmeliaceae.
AUGCCCAGCCCGACGCUCAUAAGACCGCCCCCAGCGGACACGUCGAAGUCCGCGAUGGAGAACGUCCUCGAGCUCAUUACCCUUAGAGACAUUGGCCCGGACAUUUUCACCAACGCUCGCGAGCUAUGGCACCCUCCAGGCGCUCGCGGUGUCUACGGUGGCGCUGUAAUAGCUCAAUGCCUCGCUGCAGCGCAACAUACUGUCCCGCCUCCUUCUCCAGCAAACGACAACGCAGUGUUUCUUAUUCACAGCAUGCAUUGCUACUUCGUGCUUGCUGGGGACUCGACAAUACCAAUUCUGUACCACGUAGAGAGAGUAAGAGAAGGGAGAAGCUUCGUCACAAGAACAGUACAAGCUAGGCAGAGGGGAAAGUGCAUCUUCACUACAACAUUGAGCUUUAUGCGUGAGGGUAGUGGCGGGGAAAUAACGGUCGAUCAUGGCUGGGAUAUGCCUGAGGGCGUGAGAGAGGGACUGGAGCAGAUAUUGCAAGAAGAGGAUGAUGCUAAGGAUAAGGAAAGUGCGUCUAACGGAGUGGAGGCGGAAGGUCCUUUCGUCUCGAAGAGACUAGGCAUAAUCAAUAAUAGCUCACCCUACCCACACCACCGUAAACCACAAGCUUGGAUACAAUGCCGCGGCGCCAUUUCUCCAUCCGGCGGCCAGCACGCCCAUCUCUCAGCCCUCGCUUACAUGUCCGACAGCUGGUUUAUCGGCACGGUCUCUCGGGCUCAUCAUCUCAUGCGCGAAAACCAUACUCUCUACAACAGGACCUUCCCACAACAUCAGGAUAGCCCUUCUUCAAAACGGCAGACUGAAUCAGAGGCCAGGAAAUCAUCCAAGAACACAUUCGAGACACCCAAACGCUCGAUUGGUAUGAUGGUAAGCUUGGAUCAUACGAUUUACUUCCACCGGCCGAGGGAGGUCAAGGCCGAUGAGUGGAUGUGUACCGAGAUGGAGACGCCGUGGUCGGGCGAGGGGAGAGGGCUGGUGAUGCAGAGGAUUUGGAAUAAGGAGGGGAGAUUGUUGGCUACUUGUGUACAAGAGGGUUUGGUGCGUUUGCAACAAGAAGAUCCUUUGCCGAAAAGCAAGCUGUAA